This is a messenger RNA of Engraulis encrasicolus (European anchovy), 1078 nucleotides long. RefSeq names its product chemokine XC receptor 1-like. Lineage: Eukaryota; Metazoa; Chordata; Actinopteri; Clupeiformes; Engraulidae. The transcript has a single exon. The record is from RefSeq and is a predicted model, not a curated record. Gene Ontology annotation, biological process: immune response; calcium-mediated signaling; positive regulation of cytosolic calcium ion concentration. Gene Ontology annotation, cellular component: external side of plasma membrane; membrane. Gene Ontology annotation, molecular function: C-C chemokine receptor activity; C-C chemokine binding. The coding region runs from base 1 to 1008 and encodes 335 amino acids.
AUGAAUCUGGUAGAAAAUACAACCUUUGAAUAUGAUGAUCCAGAAAAAAUAAAGAGUGAUGCAUGUGAGAAGGGAGAUGUCAUCAGAUUUGGAGCCAUAGCCACUACGCUGGUCUUCUGUGUGGUGAUGGUCCUCAGCCUCAUUGGAAACCUGCUGGUGAUUGUGAUCCUGCUCAAGUAUGAAAACCUCAAGUCCAUCACCAACUGCUUCAUCUUCAACUUGGCUCUGUCAGACCUCAUGUUUACCUUUGGAUUACCCUUCUGGGCACAUUAUCAUCACUUGGGCCAGUGGUUGCUUGGAGACUUCACCUGCAAAGCUGUCAAUUUUGUGUUUUACGCUGGCUUCUACAGCAGCGUGUUGUUCUUGACUGUAAUGACUCUGCAAAGGUACAGGGCGGUGGUGUAUCCUCUGUCUGACCGGGGUGAGAAACGCACAUGCUUCGCUCUGAGUUUGUCAGUCUGCAUUUGGGUCGUCAGCUUUGCUGCAGCAAUGCCGGCAACAUUACGUAACAAGGUACAGGUGCAUUACAAUGUGGUUCACUGCCAGUAUGACGACAUUAAUUGGAGACAUGCUGCGGCAUAUCAACAAAAUGUAUUUUUCUUCCUUGCCUUUGGAAUUAUGUGUUUCUGUUACUCCAAAAUAUUAAAGACCGUCCUGAAGUCACCAACAAGUAAGAGAAUUCGGACAGUGAAAUUGAUUUUUGUCAUUGUGGUUGUGUUUGUGCUGGGGUGGGCACCACACAAUAUAGUGGUGUUCCUCAAGACCUUUGCACAUCGUUACCCUUUCAAUGAGUGCAAUGUGAACAUAAACCUGGAUUAUGCCUACUAUGUUUGCCGACUAAUAGCCUACUCGCACUGUUGCCUCAAUCCUGUGUUCUACGCCUUUGUUGGAGUAAAGUUUAGAAAACACCUUAAAGUGAUGGCUAAGAAAAUGACGCUGCCACAAGCCAGCGUGGAGUCUCAGCGCACCAGAAUGGUAAUCAUGCCAUCACAAGGGUCUAUGUACUAGUCUGUGUGUGCCGCCACUCUAUGACAAGGACUUGUUUGGAGAUUCUGAUGAUAUGCAGGACACAUACUGU